AUGUCUCUAUCACCACCACCACCAUUCACAGCAGAAACGGCGUAUGAAAAAGUCAAGAAAGCUCAAGAUCGAUGGAAUACAAAGUCAGCUUUUUUUCAUCAUCAUCUUCAUCAUCAUCUUUUGCGGCAAGGCAUCUGGCGAAACCGAGAGGAUUUCUUCACUUCUUGGGCAAGAAAUCAAUGGGGGAAAAGAGAAAGAUUAUUCGGUUUGAGGAAGGUAUUGUUUGCUUUUACGGAGAAUCGGAUUGCGGUGCAGGUUUUGGUAUUAGAUGCUCAUGAUGGCAUGAAGUGGAAGCGUUGUUAUGGAUUGGAGGAUUGUACUUUUGCUGAGGAUGGACGGAUGAGGAAGCGGCAGAUGAGUGGGAAUGAUAUUGUGCUUGAUGAGUUGGAGAGGUGGGACAAGGAUGGAGUGGAUGUGAAUGAGGUUGAUAUCAGCGAGGCCCAUUGGUAG
Molecule: messenger RNA, 450 nt
Organism: Pseudocercospora fijiensis CIRAD86
Lineage: Eukaryota; Fungi; Ascomycota; Dothideomycetes; Mycosphaerellales; Mycosphaerellaceae
Exons: 4
Coding region: 1-450 (149 amino acids)
Source: RefSeq, a predicted model, not a curated record